AUGUUUGAUUCAUUGGACAUUGGUCUUGACUUUUACAAGACUUAUGGUCAAGAAUGUGGUUUUGAUGUUAAUAUGUCAAGUCAAAAAAGAUACAAUGAUGGAACAAUUCGUAUUAGAUAUUCGACAUGUAGUAGAUCUGGUUUCACGGAGUCAUUCAAGAUUAAAAAUGUUAAGAAAUUUUCAGAUGUUAAGAGAAUGAGGACUUCUUCUAAGAAGAACGGAUGCCCUGCUGUUUCAAAGUUCAAAAAUCUCCGAUGUUCUUUAAUGUUCUACAUUUAUGUGUUUGUUGAAGAUCACAACCGUGAACUUGUUGCUCAAGAUCAGUUGCACUUAUUAAGGAUUAAUAGGACAAUGGAUUUUCUUGAUGAAUCCUUUAUACAUAAGGUUGGUACUUGUAACAUUGGUGCUUCAAAAGCUUAUAACUUGGUGAGUAGUAUGAAGGGUGGCUUUGAUUCUAGGGGAGGGACUGCAGUUGACUUUAAAAAUUUUCAUAGGGAUUUAAAUUGUAAAAUUGGUGUCAAAGAUUCCCAAAUGGUUAUGGAUAUAUUGACAAACAGAAAAUUGUGUUUCUCUAAUUUUUCAUUUGAGCUUCAAAAAGAUGUUGAUGAUCAUCUUACUCGACUUUUUUUGGCUGAUGAUACUUCGAAAGCCAACUAUAAGGAAUUUGGAGAUGUACUAUCUUUUGAUGCUACUUAUCAAACAAACAAGUAA
Messenger RNA from Lactuca saligna, 711 nucleotides. Lineage: Eukaryota; Viridiplantae; Streptophyta; Magnoliopsida; Asterales; Asteraceae. The record is from the annotation of a GenBank genome assembly.